CUCGUUCGUUGCUUCGAACGUCCCAAAGUCCUACUUUUCUAGGCAUUCCCAAACCAACGACGGUGUACCAGUGGCUCUAUUAAGUCCUCCCGUUCGCACAUUCUCUUCUCUCAUUGUCAACAAAGCCACUCUUCAACUCUCACUCGUCGACUUUUCUCCCGAAUACGCCCCGAAUGGCUCCCGACUGAGCAGAGCACGACCAAUUCACAUCAACAAAGGUGGAAGAUCAUCAUCUCCACCGCCUCACUGCUAGCUCUCUUGGAGUCUGGCAGUCAAAAGCCUCAACAAUCGUUGCAUCGUCGCCGUGAAAGGAGUAUAAGUGUCGUCCCUAGGUUACGACCAUCACCUGCAGCUUCGAUCAAUCAAACGUUCUCUUUUCCUUUCUCUAAAACUUUCACGACUUGGUCAUCUUCUUUCACCACCAAACUCGCCGUCAUCUCAUCCUCAUGUCACCAUCUACGAUUGAUACUCGCACCAGUGUCGUGGCUUCUCCGACAUUGCGACCUCUUCGCAUCCUCAUCGUCGAUGACAACCACAUCAAUCUCUCCGUGCUGAGCACUCUGCUCAAGCGCCGUUUCAACCAUGUCCUCGACGGCCCGCCCGUGUCUGUCGACAGUGGCCUCAAGGCAAUCCAGCUGCUGCGCACCAACGUCUUCGACUGCAUCCUCAUGGACAUUCAGAUGCCUUUUCUCAGCGGACUCGAAACCGCAAAGCGGAUUCGUGCUUCCGAGGAUGGCAUUCUGGAUGCCAACAGCAGUGCCCACAUCGUUGCCGUCACGACUGCUGUCGGCGACGAACCCGAAGCCGCCUAUCGCAGAGCGGGAAUGGACGGCAUGAUCGGCAAGCCCGUCAAAGCUCACCACCUGCAGCAUUACCUUCGCCCUCUGGCUCAGGAGGCUCAUCAUUCGGCGCAGUCUGUGCAACUCGUACAGGCCGGCGAACUGAGCGUGAUGCCGCCACUGCCUCUCGCAUCCAAGAAUGAGCGAGUCUUCUACCUUCCUUCGGACGCCGCAACGCCGGCUAGCCGUCCAUCGAUUUGCGAGGGCGCCGACUUCGAAAAGCUGCUGCGAGCCCAGACUCGCCUGUCGCUCAAAAAGUGCGGCGCCAUGACCCUCGCUCGCACCGGCACCGUGUCGGGUCUGACGCGCUCGUCUGCUGCUCCACCUCUCGGUGCUCCCGAUCUGCACUUAGCGGAAGAGUCUUCUGAUGAAUCGGGCAGGGAUUCGUUCAACUCACGGUCCAACUCCGCCUCGAGCGUCGACACAGCCAGCGGCUCGUCGGAGCCACAGGUUAGCGGCAAGAAGAUCAUCCAGCAACCUCAAUCUCCUCGCACAUCGACGCUGCGCAUUAGCCAGCGCACGCUGAGCAAACAGAUCGCGCGCGAGGUGGCGAACGCUGACUUGGGUGCUCAAUCGAGCGACUCGGCAACCGAUCUUGACGAUCUGAGGGCAACGGAGACAUCUAUGGCCCUUCUGAGCCCAUCUAUCUCGCGCACCGUUCGACCCCGUUGUCUCCAUCGCACUAGCUCGCCUGGCUGGUUGAUCACAGAGGACAUGAGGAAGGCUAGUCCUACGCCUGGAGAUGACCCGAACGUCACCGUUGCCUCACCAUUGUCAACCACCAUGUCACCAGAUUCCUUCACUCCCGCUCACUACCGGCCUAUACUCAACACGGCUGUGUCCAAUGUGAGCAGCAAGAGCAGCAGUGACAGUAGCGACACCAUCAACUCCAACUCCAACCCACCAACGCCCAUUAUGUUCGGACGUAGGGGUUCGGCUACGUCAACUGGCAGCCACAGCGCCGACAGCGAGCAGAGUUCUGCAGUCACGACGCCCAGCGGUGGAUCGCCAUCGUCGCCCAACCUCAUGUCUCCCUCAUCUGAGUGGAGUAAGCUAUUUGGCAACCAGAACGGUACCGCUCAAGACGGUCGUGACCACUGCAGGCAUUCAUCAAACGACACGAUUCGGCUUUCCUUACCGGAAAAGGCAUGGCGAAAAAGUGACGCAUAUUCUAGGACAACUCGUCUGGACGAGAUUGACCCAUCGAUGACAGGAAAGCGCGCCUCGCACAAGGUUUCCGCCCGGCGCGGACUCGACGCCCGACAUGCUCAACAGCUUGCAGAGUCCCUCCGCGAGAUGGAACUCGAACAUAACGAAAACGACGGAUGAGUGAUCCAUCACUAUCCUCGAUCACGACCAAAUCUCUCGUCUCUUUGGGUAUUCCUCUUCGAUCGCAAAUCGUCUCUUCGCUAUGAUGUGGCAUUCGCAACUCAUCCAUACACGUAUUCUGGGCAUCAUCGUUAUCACUUACUUUCUUUCCUUGCUGUACCAUAACGUUUCGACUCGACGACACACGCACACUUAUACACCUACAUAUUCGCGUCGUUUUCUCUUCUUCUCUGGGGCUUCACCUCUUAAUGUGUCUUGCGGCAUUUCUUGUUUCUCUCUCGCGCAAAACGUUCACUUUCGCUGUUCUUCUUUGCUGCAAUGUCAUCAUUGAUCGAGUUA
This is a messenger RNA of Acaromyces ingoldii, 2507 nucleotides long. RefSeq lists its product as hypothetical. NCBI's taxonomy places the organism in Eukaryota, Fungi, Basidiomycota, Exobasidiomycetes, Exobasidiales, Cryptobasidiaceae. The transcript has a single exon. The coding region runs from base 447 to 2168 and encodes 573 amino acids. The record is from RefSeq and is a predicted model, not a curated record. Gene Ontology annotation, biological process: phosphorelay signal transduction system.